This is a messenger RNA of Emericellopsis atlantica, 671 nucleotides long. RefSeq lists its product as uncharacterized. The transcript has a single exon. The record is from RefSeq and is a predicted model, not a curated record. Lineage: Eukaryota; Fungi; Ascomycota; Sordariomycetes; Hypocreales; Bionectriaceae. The coding region runs from base 215 to 562 and encodes 115 amino acids.
CUGCAGGAGGCUGCGAAGAGGCGGACAUUAGCAGUCCAUGUGAGAGAGCGAGCGGAAACUUUCGCUACUACGAUGAACGUCCACCUUGGCUAGAUAUACCUACCGACACGCCAGCAAGAGGCGGAUACACCAUUGGCAAGACGUACAUGGAGGCGGCCCAUCGAAAUGGCCAGCGAUCACCUGGCAAGGUGAGACUGGCAAUGUGCAAAGUGAAAUGUCUUCCGUUAUCGCCACUCGCAUCGCACUGCUUCCACUUGUCACACGAGGAGAUUCCGCGACUAGACCUCGCAGGUGUGCGAGCCUUGGCCAAUGUGAAGCUCAUGAUCGCGUGGGAGGAGGCAACAUAAUGUCACACGGCCACCGAGCUUCCCACAAAGUUGACACCAGGGCAGUCCAGCAGGCCCGGAUCUUCCCGGUCGCAGUGCGUUGCGAUGCGAACCGAGGUGGUGAUGGCGCUCUGGUUCGACAGACUCGGGACAAGGUUGAACGGUGCCUGGAUCUAGCUGUGCCCAGAGCACAUGAUCGCUGCUCGGAAAGGGGGAGGAGACCUGGACAAGUUUAAGACAUGACGAUAUUCAUGUUCCAGGGGCGCGAGGUACGUCAUAUCCAGUCGUCGGUCGCAUCAGCCUGUGCUCGCUGGAUCAGGGGAUGUCUCUCUGCGAUUCUUUCCU